Messenger RNA from Quercus robur (English oak), 726 nucleotides. Its product is annotated as agamous-like MADS-box protein AGL80. The record is from RefSeq and is a predicted model, not a curated record. Gene Ontology annotation, biological process: positive regulation of transcription by RNA polymerase II. Gene Ontology annotation, molecular function: DNA-binding transcription factor activity, RNA polymerase II-specific; protein dimerization activity; RNA polymerase II cis-regulatory region sequence-specific DNA binding. The transcript has 2 exons. The coding region runs from base 1 to 726 and encodes 241 amino acids. NCBI's taxonomy places the organism in Eukaryota, Viridiplantae, Streptophyta, Magnoliopsida, Fagales, Fagaceae.
AUGACUAGAAAGAAAGUUAAGCUUGCAUACAUCACAAAUGAUAGUUCUAGGAAGGCCACCUUCAAGAAAAGGAAGAAGGGGCUUUUGAAAAAGGUAAGUGAGCUUAGUACCCUCUGUGAUAUCAAGACUUGUGCCAUAAUCUACAGCCCCUAUGACACACAACCUGAGGUCUGGCCAUCCCCCAUGGAAGUCCAAAACAUAAUUGCAAAGUUUAAGAUGAUGCCCGAGAUGGAUCAGAGUAAAAAAAUGGUGAACCAAGAGAGUUUCCUGAGGCAAAGGAUUGCCAAGUCCGAGGAACAAUUGAAGAAACAACAAAGAGAUAACCGAGAGAAGGAAAUGACCCAAGUCAUGUAUAGGAGCUUGGUUGGUGAAGGGCUACAGAAUCUGAAUAUUGUUGAUUUGAACGACUUGGGUUGGGUAAUCGACAAAAGCAUAAAGGAGAUUGAUGAGAAAAUUAAGUCAUUGCUUGAACAACAAGCGGUUCCUCCUCCUCCUCCUCCUCCUCCUCCUGCUGCUGCUCCAGCUCCACAAGUUCAGGACAUGUUCAAUGAUGAGGCUGCAGCAAGGAACACCAAUACAGAUUUGGCUACUGAUUCAUCACAGAAUCAACAGUGGCUGAUGGAUUUGCUGAAAUCAAAUGACAACAUGGGUUUUGGAAGGAACGAUGACAUGCUACCCUACUCACUUCACACCAAUAAUUUUUGGUCGAAUUUUCCUUUCCCUUAG